UUAAAUAUUACGCUUUAUUUACUUUUAAAUCAUAUAUAUAGGGAUAAAAUUAACUUAUUUAUUAAAUAUUCCGUUAACUAUAUUAUAAAAUCCGAGUUCUUUAUUACCUUCUCUAAGGCCUAUAAUAAGAUCUUUAUAAAUAAAACUAUUAAAUCCGCCUUCUAUAAAGCUAGUAUUUUACCCUAG
Colletotrichum godetiae is the source of this 186-nucleotide messenger RNA. RefSeq lists its product as uncharacterized. The transcript has a single exon. The annotation marks the transcript as partial. The record is from RefSeq and is a predicted model, not a curated record. NCBI's taxonomy places the organism in Eukaryota, Fungi, Ascomycota, Sordariomycetes, Glomerellales, Glomerellaceae.